ACCACGUGUUAUACCAUCGGCUUGUCCAGCGUCCAUUCACCGGGAAGACAUCGAUCAUUCGAUUCGAUCGAACCAUCUCCUGCCAUAGCCCACAAGUACACACAAGAAACAACCAAGACAAGUGAUUGGUGGUAAGCCAUGGCUGGAGCUUACGUGCGCACGGGGGGCGUGGUCGCCCUGAUCUGCUGCGUGCUGGCCAUCGGCGCCGACGCCCUCGAGCCGAGCGGGUGGGUGAGGGCGCACGCCACGUUCUACGGCGGCAGCGACGCCUCCGGCACAAUGGGCGGCGCGUGCGGGUACGGGAACCUGUACGCGCAGGGGUACGGGACGCGGACAGCGGCGCUGAGCACGGCGCUGUUCAGCGACGGCGCGGCGUGCGGGCAGUGCUACAAGCUCGUGUGCGACCGCAAGACGGACAAGACGUGGUGCAAGCCUGGCGUGUCGGUGACCAUCACCGCCACCAACUUCUGCCCGCCCAACUGGGACCUCCCCAGCGACAACGGCGGCUGGUGCAACCCGCCGCGCCCCCACUUCGACAUGGCGCAGCCGGCCUGGGAGAAGAUCGGCGUCUACCGCGGCGGCAUCAUCCCCGUCAUAUACCAGAGGGUCCCCUGCGUGAAGAAGGGCGGCGUGCGGUUCACCAUCAGCGGCCACGACUACUUCCUGCUGGUGCUGCCCACCAAUGUGGCGGCGGCGGGAUCGGUCAGGGCCAUGGACAUCAUAGCGUCCAAGUCCGGCGGGGACUGGAUGUCCAUGACGCGCAACUGGGGCGCCAACUGGCAGAGAGGCGGCUACCUCAACGGCCAGACCCUCUCCUUCAGGCUCACCAUCACUGACGGCCAGACCAUCGUCUUCUCCAACAUCGUGCGCUCCAGCUGGACGUUCGGCCAGACGUUCGCGAGCAACCUGCAGUUCAAGUGAGCAUCGAUCGUUCGUUCGUUCAUUCGUUCAAGGCGACAAGAUUAGCUUAAUUAGGCAUCCGAAUCGUUUGUGAAGAUGUCACAGUUUGGGCCUAACUAUUCUCAUAGUACUUCUAUAAUUGCGUACCUCCAUAACAUGAAACUGGGCUUGCAUGUGUGAUAUACAUAACA
This is a messenger RNA of Lolium perenne, 1091 nucleotides long. Its product is annotated as expansin-A13. Gene Ontology annotation, biological process: plant-type cell wall organization. The record is from RefSeq and is a predicted model, not a curated record. Gene Ontology annotation, cellular component: extracellular region. NCBI's taxonomy places the organism in Eukaryota, Viridiplantae, Streptophyta, Magnoliopsida, Poales, Poaceae.